Messenger RNA from Exophiala aquamarina CBS 119918, 1968 nucleotides. RefSeq lists its product as uncharacterized. The transcript has a single exon. Lineage: Eukaryota; Fungi; Ascomycota; Eurotiomycetes; Chaetothyriales; Herpotrichiellaceae. Bases 1 to 1968 code for a protein of 655 amino acids. The record is from RefSeq and is a predicted model, not a curated record.
AUGUGCAUAACUGAAGUCUGGACGUACCGCGAAUGCGGUUGUCACUAUAACCAUAGUCUACUCUGUCGCUCAUAUCGAAGGAACCGCUCACCAUGCUUCGCUCCGAAUAUCCAAUACUCGCUUGAAGAGUGGCAACAACAGAGGGUCUUCGACAACACCAGCACAGCAUCCCCACAGGUGACGAGGCCAGGAAGACCAACCGAACCUCAAAAUUGCCCUCACCACGCAUUCGUGCAGAGAUCGUUCCUCAACCAAAUCUGCGAGGACUGCCUCAUUCGUGAACUGGAAAUACAACCUCUGUCACUUACGGAUGAACAACCGUCUUCUGUGAAUCCUGACGGCGGCGAAGGCCUCAUCUGGGACAGCGAAGUCACGAUCGAAGUGGAAGAAAUGCAGUUUGAGAUGCUCUCCUCACCACAGGGGAAGAGAGUGGACGAUGGACGAGAUGCAGACCAUGAAGAAGACGACGACAAGCGCUUACUUGAAAGUCAUGUCGAGGUCAAUGUCGAUUUUGAUUCUUAUAGUGCCUCUGGUGAGGAAGCAACUUCGCCACUGUUCCCGUCCCCAGCAACACGGUCACCUUCAUCGUCAUCAAUCGAGGAUUUGCCUCUAUCACCCAGCUACCGGACCAAAAGAUAUGGCUUCGCUCUCCCACCAGGAGUUACUUAUGAUCUCGAGGACGCAGAUGAUGAUUCGGAUGACUAUCCUGAGAUCUACGACUGGACUUCUUCGCCUUUGUUCAGAGGGAGGUCGCUCACUCGGAAACAAUUGACAAGUUUCGAGCUUUAUGGAGUGUCUCCUAAUGGUAGCGAUGGCUCCUCCAAAGACAAAGGACUAGCAAGUCUGAGGACGCUUAGGUCAAUCUCGACAAAUCUGCGUACUGGCUCCAUGGUCAAGAAUGAUAGCAAAGUUGUCGGAAGGGAUGCAGCUAUUGCUGAAAGCCCCAGGAGUCUUUUCCGCGGAUUUCGGUCCCGCAAGAGCUCACCACUGGUGGCUCAAAGUGUUGAGGUGAACCGGGUGGUGGGGUCACACUGCACGGGACCGUACGAUAAUCUUGAACCUAAGGACACCAAGAAAUCCGGGUUGAAAAGUUGGGCUAAGUUCAUGAUUCCAGAUAGGAAGCGGAACAAGCAUGCUGCUCUCAGGGAGAUCAAAACCAAGGCCCGCAGUCGUGCCCCAAGUCCAACAGGGUCGUGGGCACGCAAUCAAGGGUAUCAUCAUGAUGAGCUUCCCAUCUUAGGAUCGAAGCCUGAAUCCAAACUCAACACCGGGUCUGUAGAGAGUUUGAUUGAUGACAAAAGUGUUGAGAAGCGAGAAGCAUUGAGGGCGAUGAACCCGGGGACGCCAGACUCUCCGAGACUGCUUGCAGAGGUACCAGCGGCAAUACCUCAUCGUCAGUUGCUGGAAAAGCAGGAGCUUAAAGAGGAGUCCGACGAGAUAAGCGUUAACGACAUUACCAUGCCUCAACACAGGCCGACAGUUGUAACCGGAAACAAUUUCGAACUAUCAGGUCACGCCCAAGAAGUGCAGGAAGUCGCCCGUUGUGAGGUCAACAAUGCAGAAGAUCAAGCAACUGAAGAAGCGAGCGUGGUGCAACGCGAAGCGUUGACCAGCAAUCCACCAGCCACAAUGCCUGGCAGUGAAGCUGAGGAGGCGGAAGAGGAGGAAGCAAUUAUCGUGGAACCUGGAUCUGCAGAACAAGAUGCUCACUCGACUGCAGCAUCGACACAGGAUCAAGGCAGGAGCCCUCUCUCACCACAGUCGAGAUUCAUUCAGAGCAUCAUCGACUCGAGCGAUGCACGGCCACAUCCUCCGCGUAAGAGCUCACUCAGGCGACUCAUCUCCAUCAAAAUGAAUGCGUCACGCAUUCCCAAGUACAGCUUGCCUUUGCCACGCAUCGAGGCAGAAAGGCCAGAGCUAGAUGAAGGAGAAAGGAAUCUGCUUUCGGGGACCAACGGUAAUGCUUAG